UGUGUGUUCAUCUCCGUUGUCUUGACGCCAGGAGGAGGCCGCAGCUCUGGCUCUGUCUCACAGCGGACAAAGUUGCGUAGCGUCUCGGCGGUCGUCUUCGUGUCUUAGCGUCGUUGGUCCGGGCGCAGAAGAACUCGCAAAGGUCGUCGUCGUCGGCACCGCUGGUACUUUCAGAAAGUAGUAAUGAUUUAAUCGGAGAAAACUAGGUCGCAGGCCAGAGGGAAACGGAGAAAGAAGCCGAGGAACGAGGAGAGAGAGAAGCGGGCUGCGUCGCUGGAGAUGUGCUGCGGGGCCGAGAUUGCGGCGGUAUCCCUCUGUAGGCUUGGACUGAGCAGAUUGUUCUGACAGGAAACGGACAACAAACGGAGGAGGUGAACAUGGCGGGGGCCUCCAGCUUCUUUUCCAACGGCCCAGUUACGUGGAUGGACAACGACACAGAAAUGAACAACCUGUACCGAGACCUGGAGGUGGGCACGGUGCUGACGCUCUUUUAUUCCAAGAAGUCUCAGCGGCCAGAGAGACGGACGUUUCAAGUCAAGCUGGAGACCAGGACCAUCAUCUGGACUCGGGGCACAGACAAAAUAGAAGGAGAAAUUGACAUUCGAGAGAUCAAGGAGAUCCGACCUGGACAGAAAUCCCGGGACUUUGAGCGCUACCUAGAGGACUCGGCGGCGCGGCUGGACCAGGGUCACUGCUUUGUCAUUCUGUACGGCACCGAGUUCCGACUGAAAUCCCUGAGCCUGGCAGCGACGUCUGAUGAAGAGAUGACCAUGUGGGUGAAGGGCCUGACCUGGUUGGUGGCCGACACCUUGAAGUCUCCGACGCCGCUGCAGAUAGAGAGGUGGCUGAGGAAACAGUUCUAUGCUGUCGAUCGCAACCGCGAAGAUCGGAUAUCCUGUAAGGAUCUGAAGAGCAUGCUGAGCCAGGUCAACUACAGGGUGCCCAACAUGAGGUUCCUUCGAGAGAAACUUCCGGACUCUGAGCUGAGGAACGGUUCUGUUCUCUCAAAGGUCUUCCUGCUGUGUUUACAUUUUCAGGUGGAAAUCCAGUUUCUACAAAGGUUCAUCAACAGUCCAGAGCAGAGGAUCAGUCUGGAGGAUCUGAAGAGCUUCCUCCUGGACUCUCAGAAGGAAAUGUGGGCAACAGACAACAACCAGGUCCAGGAGUUCAUGUUUGGGUAUUUGAAGGAUCCUCUGAGAGAAGUGGAGCAGCCGUACUUUCACCUUGACGAGUUCCUCACCUAUCUGUUCUCCAGAGAGAACACCAUCUGGGACUCCUCCCUGGACAAAGUCUGUCCUGAGAACAUGAACCACCCUCUGUCCCACUACUGGAUCUCCUCUUCACACAACACCUACCUGACAGGAGACCAGUUCUCCAGUGAGUCCUCUCUGGAGGCCUACGCUCGCUGCCUGAGGAUGGGCUGUCGCUGUAUCGAAUUGGACUGCUGGGACGGUCCUGAUGGGAUGCCCGUCAUCUACCACGGUCACACACUCACAACUAAAAUCAAGUUCUGUGACGUCCUGACAACCAUCAAAGAGCACGCCUUCGUCACGUCUGACUUCCCCAUCAUCCUGUCCAUCGAGGACCACUGCAGCAUUGUGCAGCAGAGGAACAUGGCCACCUACUUUAAGAAGGUGUUUGGAGACAUGCUGCUGACCAAAGCAGUGGACAUGGCUGCGGACGGGCUGCCCUCCCCCAACCAGCUGAAGAGGAAAAUUCUCAUCAAGCAUAAGAAACUGGCAGAAGGCAGCGCCUACGAGGAGGUGUCCACCUCCACCCCCUACUCUGAGAACGACAUCAGCAACUCCAUCAAAAACGGCAUCCUGUUCCUGGAAGAUCCCAUCAACCAUGAGUGGUAUCCGCAUUUCUUCGUCCUGACCAGCAGUAAGAUCUACUACUCUGAGGAGACGUCCAGUAACCAGGGCAACGAUGAUGAGGAGGAGCACAGGGAGGUGUCCAACGGUAUGGACCAGCACAUCACAGAGAAAUGGUUCCAUGGAAAGCUGGGGGCGGGGAGGGACGGACGGCAGAUAGCCGAGCGGCUGCUGUCCGAGUACUGCCUGGAGACCGGAGCGCCGGACGGUUCCUUCCUGGUCAGAGAGAGUGAGACCUUCGUGGGAGAUUACACACUGUCAUUCUGGCGUUCAGGACGGGUCCAACACUGCCGCAUCCACUCUCGUCAGGAAGCAGGAAGUCCAAAGUUCUACCUGACUGACAACCUGGUGUUUGACACGCUCUUUGCCCUGAUCACCCACUACCAGCAGGUGGCGCUGCGCUGCAAUGAGUUUGAGAUGAAGUUGACGGAGCCGGUGCCUCAGACCAACGCUCACGAGAGCAAAGAGUGGUACCACGCCAACCUGUCCAGGAGCCAGGCUGAGAACAUGCUGAUGAGGGUUCCUCGGGACGGAGCCUUCCUGGUCAGGAAACGAGCAGAGCCCAACUCCUUCGCCAUUUCCUUCAGGGCUGAGGGGAAAAUCAAGCACUGCCGUGUGCAGCAGGAGGGCCAAACCGUGGUGCUGGGCACCUCGGAGUUCGACAGCCUGGUGGACCUCAUCAGCUACUACGAGAAACACCCCGUGUACCGCAAGAUGAAGCUGCGCUACCCAAUCAAUGAAGACACACUGGAUAAGAUCGGCACCGCGGAGCCGGACUACGGGUCGCUGUACGAGGGCAGGAACCCAGGCUUCUACGUGGAGGCCAAUCAAAUGCCCACGUUCAAGUGCACAGUCAGAGCCAUGUACGAGUACAAGGCCCAGAGAGACGACGAGCUCUCCUUCACCAAAAACACCGUCAUCUCCAACGUGGACAAACAGGAAGGAGGGUGGUGGAAGGGCGACUGUGGAGGAAAGAAGCAGCUGUGGUUUCCUGCCAACUACGUGGAGGAGAUCAGUCCGUCAGCAGCCGAGCCUGACAGAACUGAGAUGACAGAGAACAGUCCUCUUGGUGAUUUGCUGAGAGGAAGCGUGGACGUGUCUUCCUGUCAGAUUGUUGUGCGUCCUGAUGGAAAAGGCAGUCGCCCACAUGUCUUCUCCCUGGUCCCCAACGCCUCCAUGAGGAAGGGUCCCGUGCUGGACGUGGCCGCCAGCAGCCUAGAAGAGCUGAAUGAGUGGAUGUUCAAGAUCCGUGAGGUGGCCGUGACCUCCGAGGCCAAGUUGGAGGAAGGAAAGAUGAUGGAGAGGAGGAAGAAGAUCGCUCUGGAACUGUCUGACCUGGUCAUCUACUGCAGACCGGUGCCCUUUGAUGAAGACAAGAUCGGUACCGAGCGGGCCUGUUUCCGGGACAUGUCCUCGUUCCCGGAGACUAAAGCAGAGAAGUACGUCAACAAGGUGAAGGGGAAGAAGUUCCUGCAGUACAACCGACUGCAGCUGUCCAGGAUCUACCCCCGGGGUCAGAGACUGGACUCCUCCAACUACGACCCCCUCCCCAUGUGGCUGUGCGGCUCACAGCUGGUGGCACUCAACUUCCAGACCGCAGACAAGCCCAUGCAGAUGAACCAGGCUCUGUUCAUGUUGAACGGACGCAGCGGCUACGUCCUCCAGCCCCCCAUCAUGAGGGACGACAGCUUUGACCCGUUUGACAAACACACGCUGCGAGGCCUUGAAGAAGUCACUGUGAUCAUAGAAGUUCUGGGGGCGCGGCACUUACCCAAGCACGGCCGUGGCAUUGUGUGUCCGCUGAUUGAGAUUGAAGUGUGUGGAGCUGAGUACGACAGCGGCAAACAGAAGACGGACUCUGAAGCCGACAACGGUUUGAAUCCCACGUGGCCUCGGAAGCCGUUCCAGUUCACGGUCUGUAACUCGCCCUUCGCCUUCCUCCGCUUUGUCGUCUACGAGAUCGACAUGUUCAACGACCAGAACUUCUUGGCCCAGGCCACGUUCCCCAUUUAUGGAAUGAAGACAGGGUACCGAUCCGUACCUCUGAAGAACAGCUUCAAUGAAGACUUGGAGUUGUCUUCACUCCUGGUCCACAUGGAGAUCAUCAGAGGCAGGGGGGAGAACGGAGAACUCCUCAGUCCCUUUCUUGCGGUGGGGGCCACAUCGGUCCACGCGGGGGAUUUGAGCUCAGGUUCCUCCACGUCCUCCGCCGUGGCCACUCUGCCCCAGCUGCCCCCCCAGGCCGUGACCUACAGGGGGGCGGAGGGAACCUUCGAGCCGCGGUACCAGUCUCCCAUGGACGACUUCAGGGUCUCCCAGGAGAUGCUGCUGGACCACAUGGAUCCACAGAACAGCCGGCUGCUGCAGAGGACCAGAGUGGGCGGAGAGAACCGUGUCUAGGUCACAGCCAAUCAGGAUGGAUAUCUGUUGCAGACUGCC
Molecule: messenger RNA, 4313 nt
Organism: Cynoglossus semilaevis (tongue sole)
Lineage: Eukaryota; Metazoa; Chordata; Actinopteri; Pleuronectiformes; Cynoglossidae
Gene: plcg1
Product: phospholipase C, gamma 1
Exons: 33
Coding region: 378-4274 (1298 amino acids)
Biological process (GO): release of sequestered calcium ion into cytosol; phospholipid catabolic process; phosphatidylinositol-mediated signaling
Cellular component (GO): ruffle membrane
Molecular function (GO): protein binding; phosphatidylinositol-4,5-bisphosphate phospholipase C activity
Source: RefSeq, a predicted model, not a curated record